CUUCAUACAGGCUGAAAUAAAUGCUCUUUAUGCACAUCUGUUAGUUGGUAACUCUCCGUGUCAUGGUUUCAACAAAGUGCCUGGAAACACUGGUGGCUUUUACCAUAUUGUUUGUCGACAUGGUGUUACUGUUGCUUCUAAGUUUCUGUUGUUGCAAGAGUCUGUUAGAGAUGCUGCAGAUUUAUAUCUGUCACUACGUUACCCUCCUCCUAUGUUCAUAUGUGAUACACCUUGUGGAUUUGCACGGCAUAUGGAUAUUAGAGAUCCUGUUGUAACAAAAAUGCUGUGGGCAGACAGAGCUGGUUGCUUUGAAAUACCAGAAAUUGGAAAAARUCCAUCUCAGGUUAGUGUUCCUGACAUAGUUCCACUAGAGUAUAGAGCAGAAAAUGUGACUUUACCAAAACCAGAAGACAUAUUGAAAUGGGAACAUCCCAUUACAGGUAACACAGAUCGAUAUGUAAUG
This is a messenger RNA of Actinia tenebrosa (Australian red waratah sea anemone), 463 nucleotides long. Its product is annotated as HMG domain-containing protein 3. The record is from RefSeq and is a predicted model, not a curated record. NCBI's taxonomy places the organism in Eukaryota, Metazoa, Cnidaria, Anthozoa, Actiniaria, Actiniidae.